Olea europaea var. sylvestris is the source of this 675-nucleotide messenger RNA. RefSeq lists its product as uncharacterized. NCBI's taxonomy places the organism in Eukaryota, Viridiplantae, Streptophyta, Magnoliopsida, Lamiales, Oleaceae. The annotation marks the transcript as partial. The record is from RefSeq and is a predicted model, not a curated record. The transcript has 4 exons.
UUUUUUUUUUUUUUUUUUUUUGGGUAUCUUACCACAAUAACUAUUUACCUGAAUUACAACCUGCAGAGUUGCAGUAACAGUUUGAAUAGGGUCAUGUUGAGGUGUGACAACAGAAUGUAUUUUGCAAGGCAAGGGUCUGGCUCUCAAGCUUGCCACAUGAGGCAGGCUUCAUGCGAACAGGACAACUUUACUCGACCUACUAUGCCUCUCAAAUCUAGUGGCUAUGCAAACACGUGUCCUAACUCCAAGCAACCCAUGUUUUCUAGACCACGGAUGGAACCAAUUGCGAAUGUUAGGGAAACUCAUUCUGCAGUGCAGGGUCCCAGAUAUGUUGAGCCUCGACCCGAAGCUCCAAAAUUUGCCAGACCUAGCAGAAAUUCUGAGCAGCCCCGGUUUCAGUGUAAGGAAAGGAAUCGAACACCGGAAUCAGAAUUUAAGUGGUCCCCAAGGAUGGAUGUUGUAGAAUCUGGACGCAGUUAUGUAGCUACAUUAGAACUUCCAGGUGUCAACAUCAACAGCAUAAAGGUGGAAGUCAAUGACCAAGUUUUGACUGUAACUGGAAAUCGAUCAAUCUGGUCAUGGAAAGGGGACAAUUUUUCAAAUGAGUUAACUUCCCAUUAUCACAAAAGGGAGAUUUUACAAGGACCUUAUCAAAUGACGUGGUCACUUCCUGCU